CUGACAAUCGCAGUUUUGUUUUUAAUCUCUAUUGAAUUCAGUUGUUACUGUUAUUGCAUUUAUAUAUUUUUGUUUCUCAUUAUGGCAUUAAUCCAAAAAAGUAUAAAACUAUCUCAAGUACUGGGAAGACGACAGAAUAUUAAACUGCUUUGGCCAACGACAACGUCUGCUAAGACGCAUUUCCAGCGAUCAUACACCUCAGUGCCUUCUGCCCAGUUUCCUGGUGCCAAUGCUCCAUUUGUCAACACGUUAAAGCUAACUCAGCCCGAGGAUUUCUCACCUAUACCAAUUUAUCGGGUAAUGAAUAGCGAUGGCUACAUCAUCGAAGAAAGCCAAGAUCCCAAACUGGAAAAGGAGGUGGUUGAGAAAAUGUUUCGCGACAUGCUGCUUUUAAAUACCAUGGACAAGAUUCUGUACGAAUCCCAACGACAGGGUCGUAUCUCUUUCUAUAUGACCAAUUUCGGUGAGGAGGCCUCUCAUAUAGGAAGUGCGGCUGCCUUAGAGUUAAGGGACAUCAUUUACGGCCAAUAUCGUGAGGCUGGAGUGUUGGUAUGGCGAGGAUUCCGUAUCGACCAAUUUAUUGAUCAAUGCUAUGGCAAUGAUGAUGACAUGGGCAGAGGCAAGCAGAUGCCGGUUCACUAUGGAUCCAAGGAGCUGAAUUUUGUCACCAUCUCUAGUCCAUUGUCUACUCAGAUGCCACAGGCCGUUGGAGCCGCUUAUGCCCUAAAACGUCGUCCAGACAAUGAUGCCUGUGUUGUCUGUUACUUUGGUGAAGGAGCUGCCUCUGAGGGUGACGCACAUGCUGCUUUUAAUUUUGCCGCAACGCUAAGUUGUCCAGUCAUACUUUUCUGUCGUAACAAUGGCUUUGCUAUAUCUACACCAUCUCGAGAGCAGUAUCGAGGCGAUGGCAUAGCUGGACGUGGACCAGCUGGAUAUGGAAUAACGACUAUUAGAGUGGACGGCACCGACGUCUUUGCAGUCUAUAAUGCCAUGAAGGCAGCCCGUGAAUAUGUUCUUCGAGAGAAUAAACCAAUUCUCUUUGAAGCACUCGCCUAUCGUGUGGGACAUCAUUCGACCUCGGAUGAUUCGACUGCAUAUCGUCCGGCUGAAGAAAUUGAAGUUUGGAACUCUGUAGAGCAUCCGAUUUCGAAAUUAAAACGUUAUAUGGUCCAUAAGGGCUGGUUCAAUGAGGAAGAAGAGACCGAAUUCAUUAAGAAUGUCCGUAAACAGGUUCUCAAGCAAAUUUCAGUUUCUGAAAAGAAACUUAAGCCAAAUUGGCGAGAGAUGUUUGAAGAUGUCUACGCAGAGAUGCCUGAACAUUUACUGCAGCAACGAAAGGAACUUGAGCAGCACAUUGCGGACCAUAAGGACGCAUAUCCCCUGAAAGAAUUCAAGCAGUAAAUGAGGAAAUCCAAAAGAUGUUAACCUAAAGACUCGAUCGAAAGUGCAUUUAUUAACUUUAAGCUUAAACAAUAGUUUCUGUGUGGGUCCAACCCCAAUUUUUAAUUUGUUGUAAACAACUAAUGUUCAAAAAACCAAAAUGCUUUAAAUUAAAUACAAUACAAAGUUAUAUUUCCGAAA
Messenger RNA from Drosophila willistoni, 1581 nucleotides. RefSeq names its product 2-oxoisovalerate dehydrogenase subunit alpha, mitochondrial (gene BckdhA). Lineage: Eukaryota; Metazoa; Arthropoda; Insecta; Diptera; Drosophilidae. The coding region runs from base 82 to 1401 and encodes 439 amino acids. The record is from RefSeq and is a predicted model, not a curated record. The transcript is spliced from 4 exons. Gene Ontology annotation, molecular function: oxidoreductase activity, acting on the aldehyde or oxo group of donors, disulfide as acceptor. Gene Ontology annotation, biological process: branched-chain amino acid catabolic process.